Messenger RNA from Cyprinus carpio (common carp), 817 nucleotides. RefSeq lists its product as uncharacterized. Gene Ontology annotation, biological process: regulation of phosphatase activity. The record is from RefSeq and is a predicted model, not a curated record. Gene Ontology annotation, molecular function: protein phosphatase inhibitor activity. NCBI's taxonomy places the organism in Eukaryota, Metazoa, Chordata, Actinopteri, Cypriniformes, Cyprinidae.
AGAUGCGUCGCAAACUGCAAAAAUGCUUAUAUUAAACAUUAUUAUUUAUGAAGUGGUAUGUUUUAAUUAUAUAUAUGGACACACUUAAAAUCAAAAGCAAAUGAAGUAGGAAUCACUCAGAAUCACUGCAUUGAAAACAUCGUCUUAACACAAUCCAUCUUAACUACCUCACCUCCAUCAUGUUUGAAUCACUGCUGAAAGUAUUGAAGUUGUUUCAUUAGCCUCGAUGACGUGCGUUCAUGGAAGCUGGGAUGAUUGACACAUGACAAGGACCUCUGUCACCAUGACAACAGGCUCCAAUGGAAACAGAAUUGGGGGAGGCCCCUCCCCCUGCACUACAUAACCCCUCUCUUUGAUCUGGCCUGCACUCGCUCUCCGUCUCUCUGCUGCACUGAGCAGUUUUUCAUUGCUGUUGGUGUUAUUUUUGUUAGCUGACUGAGCCUCAAAGACUGCUGUGGGGAGCAUGUCCACUGACUGUGUGAGGUCACUCUCAGACAAAGCUGAACACACACUCACCAUGCACGAACAUCUCUCAGAUGGGAACACUGAAAUGGACAAUCAGAAGCACAGCUCCAAGGAACAUCAGCAGGACAAAUUGGGACAGAAGAAACCCCGCAGGAAAGACACUCCCGUACUCAACAGCCCUCCACUCAUACCAGGCGUGAGACUGAUAAAGACAGAGGCUCGAAUGAUUCAUCAGGAGGAUGAGGAGAAGGAGAUGAAGAAGUAGAUGUGUUUCAAACAUUUGGUUUUCAGUGUUGUUAGUGCUAAUUUUGAUUGUCGUCUGAGCCUUCAUUAAAUGUAGGUUUUGCAGCUA